UCGGCCAACUCAGGGGUGGUGCUACAUGUCCUGCCACUGGCAGUCCCGACGGGCAGGGGCUGGGGACCGAUCCCGAGCCACAGGUUGGAAAAUAAGGAGCUGUCCCCCUGAGUGUCGCCCUGUAGAGCAGAUCGCGUGUGGUCGCUGGCGUGGGAGCCCCGGAGUUCAAGGGCUUGGGAGAGGGGAAGGAGACCUCUGAAACCUGACACCCAGCCCUCUCGCAGAGGAAACUUCGCAGGCUGGCUCACCAAGACUAUCACUAUGACCGAUGGGGACUAUGAUUAUCUGAUCAAACUCCUGGCCCUUGGAGAUUCAGGGGUGGGGAAGACGACAUUUCUUUAUCGAUACACAGACAAUAAAUUCAAUCCCAAGUUUAUCACGACAGUAGGAAUAGACUUUCGGGAAAAACGUGUGGUUUAUAAUACCCAGGGACCAAAUGGAUCAUCAGGGAAAGCCUUUAAAGUGCACCUUCAGCUUUGGGACACUGCCGGCCAAGAGCGAUUCCGGAGCCUCACCACUGCAUUUUUCAGAGAUGCCAUGGGUUUCUUAUUAAUGUUUGACCUCACCAGUCAACAGAGCUUCUUAAAUGUCAGAAACUGGAUGAGCCAACUGCAAGCAAAUGCUUAUUGUGAAAAUCCAGAUAUAGUAUUAAUUGGCAACAAGGCAGACCUGCCAGACCAGAGGGAAGUCAAUGAAAGGCAAGCCCGGGACCUGGCUGACAAAUACGGCAUACCAUAUUUUGAAACGAGUGCCGCGACUGGCCAGAAUGUGGAGAAAGCUGUGGAAACCCUCCUGGACUUAAUCAUGAAGCGAAUGGAACAGUGUGUAGAGAAGACACAGGCCCCCGACACUGUCAAUGGUGGAGACUCUGGAAAGCUAGAUGGGGAAAAACCAGCAGAGAAGAAAUGCGGUUGCUAGACCCUACGUAGGAACUGAUCAUCAAAAACCCCACCCAAAUAUUACUUCCAAAAAACAGCGACAAACCACAAAAUUGUUGUGAGUAGACCAUGCAUAAUGGCAUGUUUUUCUUUUUCUUCCAGAAAAAUCUAUUUUGAGAGACCAGAAUAUCAACAGUGUUCAAAAGAAUUGACCAGUUGUCUCUGAGGCGCCCUCCAAACAAGAUCAGAGAUUUCCUAAUGUGAUCUCAUGGUCAUGGAUGCUCAAUUUGUUGUUGUUGUUGUUGUUGUUGUUUUUUAUGAAGAACAUGAGUAUAUAAGAAAGUAUUCAAGAUGAUAUCAGUGAGUUUUAAAUCAGAACAAAAAUGACCAUGUCACAUGGGGAAAAGGGAUAGGCCACUAAAGGGAGAAUAUAGAAAGACAAUUUUUUUAUUAAAGAUUGGAUUUACUUCUUAUAUAGAGUUUGAUUUGUACUUUUAGUUUUGCAUUGGGAGAACAUAUUAGCUAAAAUUGAGGAUACAAUAAAGACUUCUAAAUGGAUCAUUAGUAAUGACAUUACUAUGUACACCCAAUAAGCUGUCCUAGGGUGACUCAAGUACUGGUAAGGUUAUGAGAUUGUGAGUCAGACUUCUGUUAAAAUGGGGGAGAUUGUAUAUUAAUGUCAUUUUUAUAUUCUUAAUAAAUGGCAGAUAGACAAGAACCGGACUGUAAACAACAAAGUACAAGAGAAAUGCCCUAGGAGAAAAAUGAAAGUAUGAAAAUAUGGCAUUUGGACAAUUGAAAUUAAAUGUGUCUGUUACAGAUGUCUGGAAGAAUCAUUUAGUCAAAUUUCACUUGAACCAGUUAGAAGUUGACAUUAUCAGUUGGGAUUAAGAGAGUCUCCAGAGGUUUCCCUUUCCAAACAAAAUUUUGGAAAUCAGUUCAGUGUUCAGUUUCACAUUUCAUUUUCUUAGUAAAUGGUCACAAGGAGAAAUUAAAGAUUGUCAUUUAUUAACUAUGUCUUUAAAAAUGCAGUCAAGAAAAACUGUUUAGCUUAAUUGUUUUUAGAUAAAAUAUGUCAGUGAUAUGAAAACAAAAAGUUAU
Molecule: messenger RNA, 1979 nt
Organism: Callorhinus ursinus (northern fur seal)
Lineage: Eukaryota; Metazoa; Chordata; Mammalia; Carnivora; Otariidae
Gene: RAB27B
Product: RAB27B, member RAS oncogene family
Molecular function (GO): GTPase activity; GTP binding
Source: RefSeq, a predicted model, not a curated record